AUGGCAGCCGGUAAACUGAAGUGUUGGCAGUAAGCUAAAUGGAUAACGGAAGUAGAUUAGUGUAUAUUUAUCAAAGCUAGACCGGCAAUGCAGAACACUAUACAUUUCUGAUACCUCAAUUUCGAGAUUUAAUCAGGGAGGGCUUCAAAAUGGCGCUCGUCUAUGAGUUUGUCUGGCGGGUUCUCCACGUCCUUCUUCACGUUCAUAGAACGCUUAUUACUUGGUUCCGAAUCCGCAUUCGGAAUUGGAAUUCGCGGUUAUGGCCACGAGCGUUAGCAGCGCUUCUCAUGCCGAUAGCUGUCUCGUUUCCCAACCAGAAAAAGUUCGUUCCAGGUACGGGAAAACGCGUUUGUCGUCCGUAUCGCUGGGGGGCGGAUGGCAAAUCCCUAGAGAAGCUACCUCUCCAUAUCGGCUUGUUGAUAGCCGAAGAGGAGCCGAGGUACACUGACAUUGCCAACCUUGUUGUGUGGUGCAUGGCAGUCGGGAUAUCUUAUGUCAGUGUGUACGAUAAUCAAGGUGUGUUCAGGAGGAACAGCUCCAGACUGAUGGGGGAGAUUGUCAGGCAGCAGCAGGAACUCCUUGGCCCAGAAGGCUCCAAGCAGCACUCAGUGGACUUCCUGCAUAACGGCACUGACAAACCAGGCCAUCAAGUGUCGUGGUGCCAGUCAGUGUUGAACGUGGUCUCUCCGGAUGAUGGGAAGCCAAAGAUCGUUCAGGCAGCACAGCGACUGUGUAGAGCUGUGGAGCAGAGGGAGAAGACGUCCAAAGACAUCGACGUCACCGCGCUAGACUCUUUGCUGCGAGAGUCGGAGAGUCCACCUGAUCCAGAACUGGUUCUGAAGUUUGGCCCGUUGGAAAGCACCCUGGGGUUCCUGCCUUGGCACAUCAGACUGACCGAGUUCAUCUCCUUGCCCUCCCACGUGGAUGUCUGCUACGAGGACUUGUUCAACGCCCUGCAGCGCUACGCGUCCUGUGAGCAACGGCUGGGAAAAUGAGUGAUCGGGCCGCCCUCUCCGGAGGGAGGGGAAAACCAGGGGUGUCGGGUGGAGAGAGGGGGCCCUGCCUGGACGCCCCCUCCUCCCCACAGGUCUCUAUGUUUACAGUACAGGUACCAGAGAGCAAGCAGCCAGCCGGACUUCGUACUGUCCCAUCACAUCACACUUCAGCCCGCCUCCUUCAGUCACAGUGCUCCUCUGACAGCCCGACACUUUGGCCAGGCAACCUCUGUGAGGUGCGCUUGCUAGUGGGAACACACAGACAAACAAACGCCACGCGCUGAACAUCUGCCGGUUUGGAGGAGGAGUCCCCGCCAAUACCCGAACAAACUGGAUUAACCGGAAACCAACAUCACCUGACAAGGCCGCAUUAGCAAUAUGGCGUAAAUCUACUGUUGCUUCGUUUUUCUGUUCUCUGUGUCUGUUUGCUGCAGCUCCGGCACCUGCUGUGCCCCCUGAGGUGUGAAUGAGGAUAAUGGGUGAAGCGUUCUGCCUUGGAAGAGCAUGCAUCGGGGAGGGACCUGAGGCGGACUGUAUAGUGCUGAGCUACAUUGCUCCAGGUUGCUUAGAAAGAGACCUUGGAGACGGCUGCGUGCAGGGCCUUCCUGGAGAUUUUAACUUAAAUCUACUUUAUAUAAUUCUGUGUAAAUUGAGUGCUUCAAAUGUAACGCUUGACCGAUGUGGUUUGAGGGAGUCUUGGCUGUUUCAACAGAGGUCUCUGUAGGAUACGGCUGUACUCUGCAUGUCACGGACCUGUCACUAGAUGGCUGUGCUUAAGUUACUGUUGGUGUCUGUCUGUGUAGUUUGUGUGUGUGUGUGGGGAACUCUGACAGCACUACACCUACACUUAAUCCAGUCUUUGUAGCCCAGAGGGAUGAAAGGUAAUACAGUGGUCUGUACACAGCUUUCCCCAUGACCAGCGCUCCGCCUUUGGUGUUGAUUUGAUUGGUUUUCACUCUGCUGCUCCGUCCAUAACGUGAAGAUGACUGCAUGAGAGCUUGCUAUUCCUCAUCGCUGCUUCCGGUUCCAUGUCAAGAUUGACUGACUUAUUAGUGUGAUUUGUCUCAUUUCUUUCGUGCCACGAACCCUUAAAACCCAGAUUCAGUGUUUUAUUUCCCUUUUUGUAUCGUAAUGCUAACUGGUUAGCAGUAAGACUGAACCAACCCGAUCCCCACGGUGCUGCCAGUGGUUGGGCUGUCAUAGAAGGUUGGAUGGGCAGUGUGAAUAAUCAGAUGUUACUGAAUGGCCCAUAUAUACACUACCGGCCUACCUGCUUUGUUUGGGAUUGGAACUGCUGAUAAUGACUUGAGAAUAAUCUCUCUGUGUAAAUUAGAACCAAUGCAUAUGGUUGGUUAUGGAGCUGAUCAAAUUCUGUGCACGCCCCCUAGCGUUUUAGCCCCGACUCACGUCAGUAUUGUAGCCCCUGAACUGUGACCACCACACGGUCUACGGGCUGGGUUAGCUUUACCAUCUCAAAUUGUCAACUGGUGGUCAUUGCGCCCAAGUCUAGAUCAUCAAAUAUGGUUUCACCUUUGGAAAGCUGUUAGCUUAGGAAAAGCCACUUGGAUUCAGGCUUGCAGUUGUUCUGAAUGUACCUGCAGGAAUUCUUCAAAAGCAACAAGGAUUGCCGCAUUUUUCAAAGUUAAAGCCACUUUAAAUGCUUAAUACACAUAGUUUUUUUUCGCUGUCAGAGGUAUACAGGAGUGCUGCUUCUCCCUAAAUGUGUCUGCUGUUGGUUUUAGACGGGGCUGAGAGGCUGACGCAUGCUUCUGAGAGCCGUUCCAAACACUGUACUUCUCCUCUCUCUCUUUGAUACAGCCCUUAACAGAUCUUAACACCCCCCUUCAAAUGGAAGAUGGUUGUAUGUAGAGGUUUAAGAAGUCUUGGCUGUUUCAACAUUGUGUUAGGUGUUACGGUUUGUUUUGCAAAAAAAGACAAGGAAGCAUUCCUUCCUCUUACCUAAUGUCAUCUGCAUAGCUUUUUUCCUCUGGCGGGCCUAACUGCUACUAGCUUCUCCAAAUUUAGAGGAACACUUAUGUUGCUUUAGAGGAAUUUCUGUUUCAAAUCUGUAAGCACAAAAUACCCACCAGCCUAAUGUUCAAUGUAAAUAUUUAUGGCACUGACACACAGCAUUGGUUAGGCAAUGUCUGUCUUAUAGACCCAGGGAAGCUCUAUGGGCUGCAGGAAAACUAUAUGAAAUUCUGUAAUUGCAAGGGAGAGGGUUUUCCUUUUUACGCUUGUUAGGUAUUGAUCAUCACUUAAAUGUUAUCUAACAUGCCAUAUUUCCUUUUGGCACCCCUAGAAAUGCCUUUAAGAUUUUAGAUUGGAUCUAGUGUCAUGUGGUUAUAGAUUCAUAGUUACUCUUUCAUUCCAAUGAAUUAUUUUGUAUAGGUUUUUUGUCUUAUAGAUCCCUUUCCAUGCGGUAUCACAUUGGAGUCUUAAAGGCUGACUAUGGGCAAAAUGUGAAACAGACUGCUGUAAAUUGUAAAACUGAUCAAUGCACCAUCAUACAAUGUCACUUGAGGCUAAAAAAUAAAUCAAUAUUUGGUUUGAUUUCAGAAGUUAAUUUCCUUACUGAGCUGUACGGCUUCCGUCCAAAAAGAAAAUGGCAUUCAAAUACAGAAGGAAUGAGUGGACAGGAGACUGAAUUCCCCUCCUCUAGAUACUAGAACUAACUGGCUCAGGGGAGUGUUUUUUUUAUUGAUAAUUCAAAUUGUGAAAGCGAUGCAUUUUGAGUAUUUCAUUCCCCUAGACAGUACCUUUUAGGUAUCUUUCAGGAUGUUCUAAAAUGAUAAACAUUGAAUCGAAUGUUCGUGUUCAACCCUUUUCAUGUAGUGGGCCAUGGGCUGUUACAUGCCUUUCUUUGUCCAAUAAAUAGAUACAAAUAGGAAUUGUUAUUUUUCACUCAUGUUCCCUGUAAAAUGUUAGAUGUUCUCGGAGACAAAAACAUGCAAUAAGAGAAAAUAUUAAAAUGGGACAAAUAAUGGACAUUUGUCAUGUUAGUAAGCUCUGAGUGAAAUCUCAAAACCUAUAUAAAUGAUUUAUAAACUUCUGUAACUGCUAGAAAGUUACCUUGUUUUAAAGUGACAGACCUAUGAACAUUUAUUACUGCUGAAAUAAUCAAUUUUGAAGAGGCAAGCCUAAAACAAAUAUUUUCCUGGAGUUUGUCUUGCAAAUAAUUGUUCUGUGCCCAGCCCCCAAAAAGUUUGAGAGCUGCUUAGCUUGCAAAAGGGCUAUCUGUAAAUAGGGCUCUGCAUGCAGUACUUUGAAUGGACGAAUACAUUGAAAUAAUUACGCUUAUUUGAUCUUGUAGGAGCCUUGCUCUUGAGGGAAGUAACACACAGAGGCUUUCAAGUUGAAAACAGUGCCAAAUACACUGUGAGCUGGGGUAGAGGCUGCUCUGGGUUUUCAAAUUGUGAAUUAUGUUUACUGUGUAGUUCUGAAGUAACCAUGACAACCAUGGUGUUUAUCUGUGUAUUAUUGUAAGUAAUAUGUUAAAGUUUUUAUUGAUCCAGAAAAAGUAUGAACAUAUUACCUGUGUACCUAUUUCAAAAAUGAAGAUGGCAAUUAAAAUGAAAACUGGUUUUUAACUGCUAAUUUCA
This is a messenger RNA of Esox lucius (northern pike), 4597 nucleotides long. RefSeq names its product NUS1 dehydrodolichyl diphosphate synthase subunit (gene nus1). Gene Ontology annotation, molecular function: ditrans,polycis-polyprenyl diphosphate synthase [(2E,6E)-farnesyl diphosphate specific] activity. The transcript is spliced from 5 exons. The record is from RefSeq and is a predicted model, not a curated record. The coding region runs from base 150 to 995 and encodes 281 amino acids. Gene Ontology annotation, cellular component: endoplasmic reticulum membrane; dehydrodolichyl diphosphate synthase complex. NCBI's taxonomy places the organism in Eukaryota, Metazoa, Chordata, Actinopteri, Esociformes, Esocidae.